AUGGAGUUGAUGAACCAUGUGUUUCAUGAUGUUUUGGAUAAAUAUGUCAUUGUCUUCAUUGGUGACAUCCUGAUCUACUCCAAAAGUGAAGAAGAGCAUCCAGACUACCUCCAUCUAGUACUGCAGCAUUUGAGGGAGAAGCAACUAUAUGCCAAGUUCAGUAACUGUGCAUUUUGGCUACAACAGAUGGCAUUCCUUGGGCACCUUGUCUCUGCUAAGGGAAUUGAAGUUGUUCAAGGCAAGGUCAAGUCGGUAGUUGAUUGGGAGACUCCCAAGAAUGUGGCAAAUAUUCGCAGUUUCUUAGGCCUAGCCGGCUACUAUAGGAGAUUUAUAGAGAACUUCUCGAGAAUUUCAGCUCCAAUGACUCGACUAACCCAGAAGGGAUUGAAGUUCGAGUGGCCAGAUGAAUGUGAGAAGAGUUUUCAGGGGCUGAGGUAG
Messenger RNA from Telopea speciosissima, 438 nucleotides. RefSeq lists its product as uncharacterized. The record is from RefSeq and is a predicted model, not a curated record. Bases 1 to 438 code for a protein of 145 amino acids. Lineage: Eukaryota; Viridiplantae; Streptophyta; Magnoliopsida; Proteales; Proteaceae. The transcript has a single exon.